GGUGCCGAGGAAGCAGCAUCAUGGCGGCGUCCGCUGGUAGCGUGCAGUGUGCCUUAAGGAGAGCGAUGGCCCCGUCGUUAGUGGUGAUUUUGGGAGCUACCGGCACCGGAAAGUCCAAGCUGGCGAUCGAGAUCGGAAGGCGGCUUCGGGGAGAAAUCAUCAGCGCCGACUCCAUGCAGGUGUACCAGGGCCUCGACAUCAUCACCAAUAAGGUGACAGCUGAGGAGCGCGCCCAGUGCAGACAUCACAUGAUCAGCUUUGUGGACCCGUUGGUUAGCAGCUACACGGUGGUGGACUUCAGGAACAAAGCCCUGGCUCUAAUAGAUGACAUGCACAGCAGGAACAGACUGCCAGUCGUUGUAGGAGGAACAAACUAUUACAUUGAGUCUCUGCUGUGGAGAGUCCUGCUGGAUACAGGACAGGAGAACGAGGAGCCAGGGGACGGAGGAGAAGGAGCUCCAAACAGGAAGCUGAAGCUGGAGAAACUGGGAGGAGCCGAGUUACAUAAACGACUGGCAGAGGUGGACCCCAAAAUGGCUGCCAUGUUGCACCCAAAUGACAAACGCAAGAUAGCCAGGAGUCUUCAAAUCCACGAGGAGACCGGCGUCUCCCAUAGCCGCUGGCUGGAGGAGCAAAGGGAGCAGGAGGGAGGCGAUGGGCUGGGGGGGCCGCUGAGAUACCCAGACCCCUGCAUCUUCUGGCUGCACGCUGAAAUGGACGCUCUAGACAAGCGGUUGGAUGCUCGUGUAGAUGAGAUGUUGUCUGCCGGACUCAUAGAAGAGCUCAGAGACUUCCAUGUUCGCUACAAUCUGCAGAAAGUCCAGGAUGACAGUCAGAACUAUCAACAGGGGAUUUUCCAGUCGAUCGGUUUUAAGGAGUUUCAUGACUACCUGACGGCUCCUGAAAGCAGCACUCAGCAGGAGAAGGACACGCUCCGAGACAAAGGUGUAGAAGCUUUGAAGAUUGCCACGAGGCGUUACGCCCGCAAACAGAAUAAAUGGGUCCGUAACCGCUUCCUUAAACGACCAGGAGACAACGUGCCAGUGGUGUAUGGCCUGGAUGUGACGGACGUGUCGAGGUGGGAGGAGACGGUGCUGAACCCUGCACUGCAGAUACUGGACAGUCUCAGCAAGGGUGAGGAGCCAGCUAUUCAGCCAAUCAGAGUGCAGGAGGCGGAGCAGAGAAACAAACGGAGCCACCACACAUGUGAUCUGUGUGACAAAGUGAUCAUCGGUGACCUGGAGUGGACAGCUCACCUGAGGUCCAAAAAGCAUCACUAUCACGUUAGGAAGAAGAGAAAGUUGGAUCCAGCCGGUGACCAAGCCCAGGUCCCCCCUGCACCUCUUGCCUCUGCUGCAGAGAUUGUGGAAAGCAUCUCAGAGGACCCUUGUGCUACUGUUGCCCCGGGCUGCACUGAAACCUCACAGGAGUCUUCCCAAGACACCAGGGCAACAGACAAGGAAGCACCUGUGACAGUUUAAGACUCUAGACUACAUCUUCAUUCAGGUUUCCACCAACUUCACCUUUCCUUACAGACCUUAUAGGGCUUCCUUCUUGGUUCCCAUAGAGUUGAACUGAGCUGUAUUGUCUCUUUAAUCCUGCUGCUCAAUCUUCUUAUUUGUCAGAAUAUUAGAAUGGGAUGACCAACCUUCUUAGCCCUGUAUAUACAGGAAUUAACAACAAUGAAUGUGAAUAGCAAAGAACAUAUUUGAAAUACCGCAACAUAUUUUUUUAGUUGCUCAUGAGCUUCCGAGUGUGGAUCCUUGAAGCGGUUUAUUUUUUGUAGUGGAGGUGUUGACAGUCAGGACAAUUCCACAUUCUGGACCCAAAAGAAGUGUGCAGCCAAAGAACUGUAAUUUUCAAGGACUCUUUUUUUUAUUUUUAUUUUUUAUUUUUUUCACCGCCUAUUAAAGGAAAAAGGUUUUGUUUUUUUUAUUAUUUUAUUAAAUCUUCCAUUUUCAAAUGUGUUUUGAAACACCAUGCACUUUUAACUUUAUCCGCUUGGUUUUAAAGAUGUUGAAUAAACCAAAGGAUGUCAAA
Molecule: messenger RNA, 2040 nt
Organism: Perca flavescens (yellow perch)
Lineage: Eukaryota; Metazoa; Chordata; Actinopteri; Perciformes; Percidae
Gene: trit1
Product: tRNA isopentenyltransferase 1
Exons: 11
Coding region: 21-1481 (486 amino acids)
Biological process (GO): tRNA modification
Cellular component (GO): mitochondrion
Molecular function (GO): tRNA dimethylallyltransferase activity; ATP binding
Source: RefSeq, a predicted model, not a curated record